UAUUGACAAUACGGUCCAUUCCACUCAAACACUAGUUCUAUAAAUAGGCCCAACACAAUCUCUUGCAAUCCCAAGCAGCUUUGCACAAAUGGGUACACACAAAGUUGCUAGUGUUUUUCUCUUCUUGUUGUUGAGUGUAGUGUUAUGUUCUGCAGCUAGGUCUAUUCUUAGUUAUGAAGGAGGGUAUGGUGGUGCUGGUAAAGGUGAGGGUGGAGGUGGAGUGAGCUAUGGAGGGGGGGGUGGUGGUGGUAAUGGUGGUGGAGGUGGUGGUGCUGAGCAUGGUGGUGGGUAUGGAAGUGGUGGUGGUAAUGGUGGGGGUGGGGGUUAUGGGGGUGGUGGCAUGCAUGGUGGAGGAUAUGGAAGUGGUGGGGGAGGUGGUGGAGGUGCAGGAGGUGGUACUGGUGGUUAUGGGACUGGAGGGUAUGGUGGUGGUGCAGGAAAAGGUGGUGGGGAAGGGUAUGGUGGUGGUGCUGGUGGUUAUGGAGGUGGCGGUGGUGGAGGGAGCGGAAGUGGCGGGGGUGGUGCAGGUGGUUAUGGAGGAGCUGGGGGACAUGGGAGUGGUUAUGGGGGAGGUGAGGGAGGUGGUAGUGGUGGAGGGUAUGGAGGUGCAGGAGAGUAUGGUGGAGGAGGUGGACAUGGAGGUGGCGGCGGUGGUGGAGCUGCAGGUGGUUCCGGUUAUGGUACAGGAGGGAGUGGAUAUGGUAAUGGUGGUGGGGAAGGUGGUGGUGGUGCAGGAGUGCAUGGCGGUGCAUAUGCUGCCGGUGGUGGUGGCGGCUCUGGGGGUGGCGGAGGCAGUGGCUCUAGUGGUGUAGGUGGCUAUGGCGGCGGAGGCAGUGCAUAUGGAAGUGGCAGUGGGGGUGGUGAAGGUGGUGGUCAUGGUGGCUACACUCCUUGAGAAUUAUAUGUUGUAUGAAAACACUAUUUAUAUAUAAGGGGUGAGGGCAAAACUAAAAUACUACUGUAUGAAUACUUCUAUUCUCCAAGUGCUAUAUAUAUAUGUAGCUUGGAUGUAUUCAUUGAAUUCUUGUUUUAUCAAAAUGUGAUCAACUGCAUAGAUUGGGUUUAUAUAUGUACGAAAUAUAUAUACUACAUCCAUGCAAAUAUUCAAUGCAAGCAUGCCUUUGUAAUAAACAAAUAAAGUUGCAAGGUUUUGAUAUGAAA
Messenger RNA from Daucus carota subsp. sativus, 1161 nucleotides. RefSeq names its product glycine-rich cell wall structural protein 1.0-like. Bases 89 to 895 code for a protein of 268 amino acids. The transcript has a single exon. Lineage: Eukaryota; Viridiplantae; Streptophyta; Magnoliopsida; Apiales; Apiaceae. The record is from RefSeq and is a predicted model, not a curated record.